AACCUUAUAUCAGGGAACUGCUACGAGACAAAAAAUACACUUGCAUUCAGCCUGAGCAGGAACAGUUACCCUGUAUGUAGAAUCGGUCUGCAGCUCUGAGGGGCAUGUUAUCACCCAGUUCUGUGUGGAAAGCUUUCCAGCACCAGUAGAGAUUUUAACAGGAUAAGCCUUCUAAAAAAAUAAACAAAAGAAAUUGACUCAGCUAAGUAAAACCUUUGGAUAAUUCUGCAAACUGAGGGGAAAAAAACUCGGUGAACUAAAUUAAGUUGUUUCUGGACAGAAUAAGCAGGCAUAUGAUUCUGGGUUUGCCUUAACCUUCUACAGCUGGUAGGAAAGGGAAGAAAGCUAAUCUGCAUACAAAACGUUUCUGUUUAUGCUAUUUUUUUCCAGUUUGGGCAGAUGUUCAUCCAAACCUGCAAGAAUCAAUUUCAUUUCUCUACCCAAGGGAAUUAAGAAAGCCCUUUGUGGAAUAAACAUGGACACCUUUUGCCCAAAAAGUUUAUGGAUACCACUCUGCUGAUGUAAAACUGUAUAUCUUCAAGGAAAAGAAGGACCCAGUAAACUGCAAAGAAAAUAUUACUUCAGACUGCGUUUCCUGCAGAGUUUAUAUUUCUUGUACCAGUGCAUAAGCACUUAAUUCUCAUUUCAUCGUCAUAGCUUGCCAUCAAUAACUAAUUUACGCUGCUAUAUCAAAAGUAAGCACUUCUAGGAAAAUACACGGUACAUGAACAAUAUUCAUACUUUGAAUGCUCUUCUGCUCUCAUGUGGAAAAUGUCUUCUUUCCUUGUCAUAAUCUGGACCUUCCUUCUUGCUGUAUUUUUGUUUCUUAUGAAGCCAGUGUGGUGUGAGAAGGAAGACAGAAGGCCCGUGGACUGGAAAACACAAAAGGUACGGGAAAAUGAUGGCAACAAUUUUCAGGAGUUCAACAACUUGGAGACAGGACAUGGCAGUCGGCACAUUGUGGACCCCCAUGACACAUGGAUGCUUUUUGUGAGACACUCAAAUAAGGGAGUGAACAGUAAGAAACAAGGCAAGGGAAAACAAAAAAUAUCACAGCAUGGUCUGCAAGGACCCCCGGGGCCACCAGGACCUCCAGGACCACCAGGGCCUCCGGGAUCGAUUGUCACCCAAGAUGAACUGCUUCAGGAAUUUAGGAUGAUGUUAAAGGAUGUGGUUCAGAAGAAACAGAUGAAGGAUUCUUGUCCAACAUGUGGUAGUGAAGACCAGGAAGAUGACAGUGCUCUGAGUUUAGUGAGCACUCAAACAGAAGAAAUGGGAUUCUUCCAUUGUAUUGAAGCUGCCUUUCACUGUUUUCUGGAAGAGAACAUUUCUGUAGAACGUCGGAGUUUACAGGAACUGAGUGGAUUUCAUAUUCCAGAAAAAGAGGGAGCAUUCCAACGUGGCUCUGGCCUAAAUAUGACCACAGGGCAGUACACGGCACCAGCUACUGGAUUCUACACCUUUACGGCCAGUUUGCAUAUCGAGUACAGAGGUCAGCAAAAGAGAGGACAUCGAGCAAGAGAUCACUUACAUGUUCUUAUAUGCAUCGAAUCACUAUGCCAGCGUAAUGUCUCCCUGAAGACGAUGAUAGGAAUAAGCGGCAGCACUGUCUUCACAGCAUCUGUCACUGGAACACUUUAUCUACAGGCUGGUCAGUAUGUGUCUGUGUUUCUUGAUAAUGGGUCUGGAUCAUGCCUCAGCAUUCAAAAAGGAUCUGUCUUCACAGGAAUUCUCCUAGGAGUGUGAGUACAAUCUGGAUAGGUGCUACUCAGCCAUCUUCUAUAUUCUCAGAAAUACAGGCUCUGGAUGUCCACAGAGGAACAGAAUAUAUAUUGCCUGCCAGUUAUUCCUAAUACACUGUAUUUCCAAGCUUUGAAAAUAAAUAUAUUCAACCAUAUUGAGAAACUUGUGAUGACUGGAGACUCAGGCCAUUAGUAUGAAUAUCAUGACAAUUCAACCUUAGAAGAGUGCAGAGACAACUUCUUAGAGUCACACUCAAUGACUCAAUUAAUCAGUGCAAGGCUCGUCCAUGAAGUUCAAUCCAAAAUCUGAGACCAAUAGAAAGCAAUAACUGCAACUACGUUUAUUCCUGUGUGGUGGGAAUAUGAUACCAGAUGCUUAGCAACAUAUUUAUUUAUUAUUAUUAUUAUUAUUAUUAUUUACUUUAAAAUGUCAUCACCAAAAACAUUAUGUGUGCCAUAUUUUUUUAUUAUUCCAGCAGAUUAAAGAACUGGAAGUAUUUUAUCAUGGAUAUGCAAAUAUAGAACAAAGAACAUCGACAUAAAUGGUAUCCUACAUGUAAAUUUUUUUACCAUUCCUCUGGUAGCUUUCAUAUUGUAUUUGUAUGAUCAUAUCAUGUAUGUCUUCCAUCAGAUAAACAUAAUCCAAGGCUGGUUGCUUCCAACAACACUUAGAGAUAUAUAGAUAUUUUAUUGAUUAAUUUAACUGCAAAAACUGCUUAGCAAAAUACUAAGAGAGACAAAGACAGCUCUUCUGAUGAAACUAAAACUACAAAAAUCUGGUAAGAGCCUUCAAAUUCAUUUCAUAAUGUAUGUUUGUAUUAGCACCACUAUGUGAAACCCUGACCAUCAGUCAAGCAGUGAAUUCAACAAGUUCCUUACUUUUGACUGUCAUGGUUCUAGCAUUUUAGUUGAAGUGCAUAAUGCAUACAAAGGGCAGUAAAUGCAGAAACUUCCAUUUAAAAAGCAGUAAGAUUAACACUAAAGUAAUAACACAUAUACAGGUUGAGUUGAACAGUGUUCACUUUGUGGCUAUGUGCAUAUUAUGUUGGACACAUGGAGGUCCAUGUGCGACAGUUCACAAAAUGUCUUUCCAACUGGUUCCACUUCAGGGCUGUGGACUUCCAGAUUUGCAGCGCAAGCUUCCAACAAUGAAACUGAAAUCUAAUGAGGGCUCAUGUACAGUGGAAACCAGAGAAAGUAGAAGGAAGCAUUAUGCAGCUCACAGCAGAGUAACUCACACCUGAUAAAUGUCUGGUUUAUUGAAAUGAUUAAUGUUUCUCCUUGUGAUACAAGUUCAAAAGCUCAAUGCUCAAACUUUAGUAAAAACAAAGCAAAAAGUGCCAGUGUAAACUGCAUUAUGGAUGGCUUUAAUAUGAAUGUGUAGGACAAUACUUUUGCACUUUAGCCAGUAAGAGUUACACAAUGUACAGUCUUGCCAGAUCUUAGCAAUACUUACAUCAGGUUUAUUCAUAGUACUCUCAGACUUUUUCUCCAAAAUUCUGUGAAAUGUCAGUUGGAAAAUAAUUUAUCAUCAGACACAACCAGUGGAGGAGCAUUACUGAUAAGACCUAAAUUUGUGUGCCAGCAUUCAUUUAACAUUUUUUUUUGUUUCAAAGGAGCACAUAUGCAACCCAAGAUGGGAAGUCAGUGCUCUCUGAUACUGUUGUACAACCUGCAGGAAGGGUGGGUGUGAAGUGAUAUGUUGUCCAAUUCUCUUGUGCAGAACUUUGUCUAGUUCGUGGAAUUGCUCUGUCAUCCUCCAUUGCUGAUCUUCCAUCAUGACAUUUGAUUAGGUACACCACCCUUAGUAGUGCAUUUCAUUCUAAGGACAUAACAUGACAGUUAAAUAAUGUAGCCUAAUUCUGUAAAGGGCUCCUAUUUCUUUGAUAUGUAACUGUUGUUGUCACUGUCUUAUUUUGUGUUAGUUGCUUUCCUGUUGUGUUCUGUAAACUGUCUUUUUCAAUCAAGAACAGUGUGGCAACACAAUUUUUACAAUGUAAGUGGAUAAAAUAAACAUCAUCUAAUGCCAAUA
Molecule: messenger RNA, 3774 nt
Organism: Protopterus annectens (West African lungfish)
Lineage: Eukaryota; Metazoa; Chordata; Ceratodontiformes; Protopteridae
Product: erythroferrone-like
Exons: 8
Coding region: 763-1746 (327 amino acids)
Biological process (GO): positive regulation of insulin receptor signaling pathway; positive regulation of D-glucose import across plasma membrane; negative regulation of gluconeogenesis
Molecular function (GO): hormone activity
Source: RefSeq, a predicted model, not a curated record